This is a messenger RNA of Exophiala xenobiotica, 2113 nucleotides long. RefSeq lists its product as uncharacterized. The transcript is spliced from 6 exons. Gene Ontology annotation, cellular component: nucleus. The record is from RefSeq and is a predicted model, not a curated record. Bases 212 to 2113 code for a protein of 633 amino acids. Gene Ontology annotation, molecular function: DNA-binding transcription factor activity, RNA polymerase II-specific; sequence-specific DNA binding; zinc ion binding. Gene Ontology annotation, biological process: positive regulation of transcription by RNA polymerase II; DNA-templated transcription. Lineage: Eukaryota; Fungi; Ascomycota; Eurotiomycetes; Chaetothyriales; Herpotrichiellaceae.
UAGCUGACAAGAACAGGAUUUGGUUUUCUGCGCUUUCUGGAUCGCGGGGGACCCGGAACCGUCGCAGGAUUAUAACACGAUGACCCCUCGCUAUGACGGGGCCGUUUUGUCUCGUACUGUCAUGUAGUUGUCCUAGGCUGGCUCAUGCUACAACGAGAUGGCGUCAGUCACAAUUUGCAACAUGCGUCUGUGACUAUCUUGCGAUUUGCAAAUGGACCAAAAUCCAGCCCCUGAACUGUUAUCCUCGACAAGGAAAAGACCACGUGUUCGACGCGCGUGCGACGAAUGUCGAGCAAGAAAGACGAAAUGCACUGGAGAAAAGCCAUGCGCCUUGUGUUCGAACAAUGAGCGAGGAUGCUCUUAUGAACAGUUUCGAUGCCCGCGACUCUCGACGGCAGAAUAUGUCAGAGAGCUGGAGACCGAAGUCCACCGCCUCACAGAGCUGCUCGGCCCAUCCUCACCAGACAGGGGACAUGCGUUCGACCAUACCGACCAUACAGGGCGGCAUCGCUUUUCACUUUCCACCAAUUUCCCAGACAGAGAGGCUGGGAACCACGAGGGAGCCGUGGCAGUUGUCUAUGUCGAAACUAUGAUGGACGGUGUAGGCCAGUUGCAACAAAAGCAGGAUGGUUCAUACGUUUAUCAUGGCCACUAUGCCGGUUUGACUCUUCUGGAACGCGUGUACGAAUUCUGCCGCCAGCAGAUGCCUAAUGCAACCGAAGACGCCACCUUCAGUAUCACAGAAAUGUUCGAUGGCGCACUACCGGCGUGCAAGGAAUUUCGCAUUGUGGCUCGAGAGACACCGGGCUCUUUGCCAGAAAGAGCGACCGCUGAAGACCUCAUCUCCGUCGCCUUAAACAAUGCCUGUUCUCUCCUGCCAUUUGUGCAUAGUCCCACGCUUGGCGGACAGCUGGAUUACAUAUACAGCGUUGGGAAUGACUACAACUGUAAGACGGACUCAACGAUACAUGCAUUAUUUUACGCAGCCCUGGCGGUGGGAGCGCUAUUUUCGUCAGCGGACGGCGGGGUUUGCGAUCACAACUCAUCUUUGCAUUUCCGCUACUUUCAGACUGCUAUUGGCAUGAUUGAUCCCGCUUAUUGCAGGGAUCUUGUCACACUACAGGCAAUCAUCUUUGUCAUCAUGUACCUCCAGGGCACUGGAAGAUUGUCCCACUGCUAUUGCUAUUUAGCAUUGGCUUCGGGGUCUGCCUUUCAGAUGGGCAUACAUCGAAACUGUACUCCGCCGCUUAUGGAUCCCGUACAGGCCGAGAUCAGGAAGCGCAUCUACUGGAGCUUGUAUACCAUGGAUAUUUACCUCUCCACGGUUCUGGGUCUACCCCGCACGAUCGCCGACUACCCCUCUGAUCAAGGAGGGCUGUCUGAAAUAGUGGGCUGGGGUGCAACCUCUGGACGUUGUCAUUUGGAAGCGCCAACAGCUUCUUCCGUAUUGACCCUGGCUAAUCACCACAUCAAAAUCCUCAACAUCAUGGCUAAGGUAGUGGAUUUCCUCUGCUCAACAAACAUGCAACUGUCGGGGUGCAAUCGAUACUGUCAAGUGGAGGCCGCCAGACUGUCCCAGAUCGAGAGCGAUUUAGAAGAAUGGUAUACGACGCUCCCCCCUGUAUCGAACAUGAGUGACCCAAUCAACUUUGACCACAUAAGCGCACAUCUACGGCUCAGGCUCGCGUAUGCGCACGUACAGAUGGUCCUGUACAGGCCUUUCCUGCACCACAUCAUAGGCACGAAAGCACGCUCGGAGGCAGAAAUGCAUUCGUACACUUGCGCAUCAGCUUGCAUCAAAGCAGCCAUGCAGGUCAUAUGGAUAGUACGACAGCUGCACCAGCGAGGCCAUUGCGUCGCGCCAUGUUGGCCGGCCUUGUUCAUGACCCUUUUCUCGGCGCUGACUCUCGUGUUGUUUGCUCUGGGUAAUCAGGGCGGUGCGACGGUAGAGGAAGCCUGGCAUGCCGUCAAAUCUGCGCUCUGGCUCUUUACCCAGCUGGCUAGCAACAACGCACUUGCGCAAAAAUGCGCAGGCAUAUUGGAGCGACGGCCAGUCGCCAUGUUCCGUGGACUCAGCAUACGGGGAAUGUCAAAUUUCCCAGCCUGGUUGUAA